Messenger RNA from Seriola dumerili (greater amberjack), 2511 nucleotides. It is a transcript of the gene mep1bb, whose product is annotated as meprin A subunit beta. Gene Ontology annotation, biological process: proteolysis. The transcript is spliced from 14 exons. The record is from RefSeq and is a predicted model, not a curated record. NCBI's taxonomy places the organism in Eukaryota, Metazoa, Chordata, Actinopteri, Carangiformes, Carangidae. The coding region runs from base 33 to 2303 and encodes 756 amino acids. Gene Ontology annotation, molecular function: metalloendopeptidase activity; zinc ion binding; protein binding. Gene Ontology annotation, cellular component: membrane.
GACUGUCCCACACAAAGGGACAUAUUAGGGACAUGGGGGGAAGAAAACCUACAGGUGUACUUGUUCUUCACAUUGCAUGCCUCCUUUGUGGUGCUGCCCUUUGUUUGCCCACACCAAAGGUAUCAGAUUAUGAUGUGGACGGUGGACGGGACCUUGACAUUUUUGACAUCAAUGAAGAGGCAGGGUUGAAUCUUGUAGAGGGGGACAUUGUGCUCGAUGAGAGGCAAACUCGAAAUUCCAUAAUAGGGGAUGAGUACAGGUGGCCAAAGACGAUCCCAUACUACAUGGAGGAUGACUUAGAGAUCAAUGCAAAAGGUGUGAUUCUGAAGGCCUUUGAGCAGUACCGGCUCAAGACCUGCAUUGACUUCAAGCCUUGGAGCGGAGAAGCAAAUUACAUUUCCAUUUUUAAAGGGGGCGGAUGUUUCUCCUCUGUGGGAAACCGGCGAGUUGGGAAGCAGAGAUUGUCCAUAGGGAGAAACUGCGACCGCAUUGCCACCAUUGAACAUGAGUUCCUUCACGCUCUGGGUUUUUGGCAUGAGCAGUCCAGGGCAGAUCGUGAUGAUUAUGUCAACAUCAUGUGGGAUCGCAUCUCAGAUGGUAAAGAACACAACUUUAACACCUACAAUGACACCACCUCCAGCUCGCUGGGCGUACCCUACGACUACGGCUCCAUGAUGCACUACAGUAAAAACGCCUUUCGCAACGGCACCGAGCCCACCAUCGUCACCAAGAUCCCUGCUUUCAGUGAUGUCAUCGGCCAGCGUAUGGAGUUCAGUGACAGUGACCUGCUUAAGCUGCACCGCCUCUACAACUGCAGCCAGGCCUCCACCUUCCUGGACUCAUGUGACUUUGAACGUGAGAACAUCUGUGGUAUGGUCCAGGGACAAGGAGACAAAGCAGACUGGGUCAGGGUUGCCAAAGCUGCUGGAGGGCCUGACACUGACUACUCCAACAUGGGCAAAUGCACUGGUUCGGGAUAUUUCAUGCACUUCAGUACUGGCCCAGCCAACACUGGGGAUACAGCUCUUCUUGAAAGCAGGCUCCUUUACCCCAAAAGAGGUUACCAGUGUCUGCAGUUCUUCUACUACAACAGCGCCGACCCCAAGGACACACUGAAGAUCUAUGUCCGAGAGUAUGACAAAGCUAACCCCAACGGAACUCUGCGCUUCAUAAAGACCAUAGAUGGAUCCCCUCAGGAUCUGUGGCAGCUGCACCACGUGAGUCUAGAUGUCAAAACAAAAUUCCGCGUCGUCUUUCAAGGGACAAAGCAGGGCUCUGGGAACCCGGCAGGGGGAUUGUCACUGGAUGACAUCAACCUUUCUGAGACCACCUGCCCAGAGUUUAUAUGGCGCGUGAAGAACUUCAGACAGGUUAUGGAAACCACCCCAACAAACACUUCUAUCUUCAGCCCCCCAUUCACCUCUAAAGAGGGUUACACUUUCCAAAUGCAGCUGUACCCCAGCGGAAAGGCAGGCUACCCUGGUGAGUUGUCGGCCUAUGCUCAUCUGGUGGCCCGUGAGGGGGACACCGGGCAGAAAUGGCCCUGCCCCUGGAAACAGAUAACCAUGAUGCUGAUGGACCAGCACCCACACAUCCAAAAGCGCAUGUCUAACCAGCGCAGUGUAACCACUGACCCGAACAUGAAGGCAACAGAUUCUAGCCAAUUUUUCUGGGAUGACCCUCGCAAGGUGGGUUUUGAAGUCACACAUACAGAUGGGUCCAAGUAUUUCCGAGGGCCAGGCACCGGAACUCCAGUGUAUCUCACCCAGCUCAGAGCCAAGAGCAGAGAUUUUAUCAAGGGAGGAGACGCCAUCUUUCUCCUCACAAUGGAGGAUGUGUCUCAUCUGACUGUGACCCAGCCUCAGCCCUCCACAACUGUACCACCCUCUAAUAGCACCACAGAACCCUCCGUACCACCCACUAAUAGCACCACAGCACCCUCCGUACCACCCACUAAUAGCACCACAGCACCCUCCGUACCACCCACUAAUAGCACCACAGCACCCUCCGAUCCCUGCUUCAAUGUGGAAUGUCUGAACGAUGGAGUCUGUGUGGUGGACGAGGGGAAAGUUAUGUGCAGGUGUGCGGUGGGUGAUGACUGGUGGUACUACGGGGACAACUGUCAGUACAAGGGCUCCGUCAUGGAUAAAACCAACCUUGCACUUGCCUCUUCUCUGUCUGUACUGGGAGUCAUGCUGGUGGUUACUUUGGUCAGUGUCAUCUGUGUGAAGAAGAAGUACAAGAAACACAGUGAUGGCAACAGUGUUGUCAUGGCAAACAUUUAUAAUACAGAAAAAUUGUAGAGGGAGAUCCGGGACUCUCCUGUGACAACUCUGUUAGGAGAAGAAAACAGCAACAAAAAAAGAAGACUUUAAAUAAAAUGAAUCAAUAUUUUUCUGCUUAAUGUUUGUGCUAAAUAUCUUGUAGAGCAGGCUUUGGAUUUAUAGAUUAAACUCCAGUGCUAAAAUGUAAGACAUAACAUAUUAUAGAGCAUAAUAUAAUAUGAGAUUG